Molecule: messenger RNA, 1323 nt
Organism: Strongylus vulgaris
Lineage: Eukaryota; Metazoa; Nematoda; Chromadorea; Rhabditida; Strongylidae
Source: the annotation of a GenBank genome assembly
GGAACGCAUAUUCGAGGUAUCGGGUGGCUAGCUAACAGCAACAUUCUCGCAGUUUUAUCUGCUUCUAUGGAGAUUACUUUCUUGUCCACCGAUCUUAAGGCGCCUAUGAUGACAAUGAGUUUGCCCUCUUCAACCCCAUGCACUAAAGCGCUCUUAUCCUCUGAUGUUAUCAACGAUAACUGUUACCUUUCCGUGUUUCGAAAAAAUGGAGAAACUUUUGUUUUGCGAAUUUCUGAUUGGACUCAUCUCGCCCAUGCUAGUAAGGAAACUCUAACAAAAUGCUGCGAGUCGCUAAGCAGUGCUGAGACCCAAACAACAUUGUGCAAGUAUCCGCCAAGAAAUAUUAUAAACGUUAAAGACUCAGUGGUUGUGGUACCUGAAGGGAAAGUUCCCCUCCAAAUCUUAACAACGGGGUACUCUGAGUUUGACUCAUUAGGAGAUAUUGAGACAGCGGAAUCUUAUGUGAGAGUGCGCAGCUGUUGCAAAGCCCGCUUCCUUGUGGGUCUUACGGCAGAAGGUUCUGUUACUAUAACCGAUCUAUGGACUUUUGCUACUGUACUCAGAAAAAACAUGAGAACAAACGCGAAUGAAGUCUUCUUUGAUUUUAUGUUUGUCGAUAAGCCUGCAAUCGGUCCAAAGAUCGGGACGAUUGCAGUUAUUGUACAAUGUGGAGAUCAUGUAGAGAUGCAAGUCCGUUCUAUGAAAACUCUCGAAGUGGCGUAUCGUGUCACGGUGGCGAAAGAAACUGCUCUCUUGCCAGUAUCUGAAACGGCUGAUCGUGUCAUCUUACUUGUGGAGCCAUUUGGAACAAAAGUUUUAAGUGAUGGAGAUACAGUGAAAGUGCGAGAAAUUGUUGAAUCUCAACCUGAAAUGAAAUUCCAAAGACUGAUAAGCAGAGGUCAGUUGGAUCAAGCAGAACAGUUUGCCAUACAAUUUGGUCUAGAUGUACAGAGAGUCCACGUAGCAAGAAUGGAUUACCUUUUCACACAAGCAACUGUAAAUGGUUCCAACGAAGAUUUCGAGAAAUUGAUGAAGUCUUUUGAAGCUGUCAAGGAUCACAACAUGGUUGGUGAGAUAUGCUUCUCUGGCGCCACAACAUUUGACAAAUAUGACAGAAUAAUCAGCCUUUUGGCGUAUGCGAAGAAGAGAGCGAUCACUGAUGCUGAAACAAUCGAUCGUUUGGCCCGGGCGUCCUAUAUUCUGGCCACCUACCGUCUUACAAUGGGCCCAGAGAACGCUCGUUUUGAUGCUGGAUCGGUAUGGCAGAGUUUCAUAGCCGGCGUUGAUGGAGAAGGAGAAUGGAGAUCUGAGCGUGUGGCGUGA